Messenger RNA from Neomonachus schauinslandi (Hawaiian monk seal), 3083 nucleotides. RefSeq names its product glutamate ionotropic receptor kainate type subunit 2 (gene GRIK2). Gene Ontology annotation, biological process: synaptic transmission, glutamatergic; modulation of chemical synaptic transmission; monoatomic ion transport. The coding region runs from base 346 to 3072 and encodes 908 amino acids. The record is from RefSeq and is a predicted model, not a curated record. Gene Ontology annotation, cellular component: plasma membrane; postsynaptic membrane; presynaptic membrane. The transcript is spliced from 16 exons. Gene Ontology annotation, molecular function: kainate selective glutamate receptor activity; transmitter-gated monoatomic ion channel activity involved in regulation of postsynaptic membrane potential. Lineage: Eukaryota; Metazoa; Chordata; Mammalia; Carnivora; Phocidae.
CGGAGGUUCCCAAGGCUGGAUUUCCUAUUGAUUUCCUCCUCCUUUGCUUCCCCAGGCUCGCGCGGCCGGACAUUGUGGGUGUGCGUGCUGGAUUUCUCCCGGAUGCUCCCCGACUAACAUGGAUGUCCCACCAUCCCUUGCAGUGGAAGGUUGCUCCUUGGCGCAGUGAGUGAGGAACAUGCAGCGAUUGCUAAUGGGUUUGGGAAGCGGAGACUCCUUCCUCUCUGUGACCAUGCCGUGAUCGUGUCUGCGGCCACCACUCGACGCAUCCUCAUUCCUAUCCGAACCGGGAGCCUAACGCUAGAUCGGGGAAGUGGGUGCCGCGCGUGUGGACACAGAAACACCAUGAAGAUUAUUUCCCCGAUUCUAAGUAAUCCAGUCUUCAGGCGCACCAUUAAACUCCUGCUCUGCUUACUGUGGUUUGGAUAUUCCCAAGGAACCACACAUGUAUUAAGAUUUGGGGGCAUUUUUGAAUAUGUGGAAUCUGGGCCAAUGGGAGCUGAAGAACUUGCAUUCAGAUUUGCCGUGAAUACAAUCAACAGAAAUAGAACGUUGUUGCCCAAUACCACCCUGACUUAUGACACCCAGAAGAUAAACCUCUAUGACAGUUUUGAAGCAUCCAAGAAAGCCUGCGAUCAGCUGUCUCUUGGGGUAGCUGCCAUCUUCGGGCCCUCACACAGCUCUUCAGCAAAUGCUGUGCAGUCCAUCUGCAACGCUCUGGGGGUUCCCCACAUACAGACCCGCUGGAAGCACCAGGUGUCAGACAACAAAGAUUCCUUCUAUGUCAGUCUUUACCCAGACUUCUCUUCCCUCAGCCGUGCCAUUUUGGAUUUGGUGCAGUUCUUCAAGUGGAAAACCGUCACGGUUGUGUAUGAUGACAGCACUGGUCUCAUUCGAUUGCAGGAGCUCAUCAAAGCUCCAUCAAGGUAUAAUCUUAGGCUUAAAAUCCGUCAACUACCUGCUGAUACAAAGGAUGCAAAACCCUUACUAAAGGAAAUGAAAAGAGGCAAGGAGUUCCAUGUAAUCUUUGACUGUAGCCAUGAAAUGGCAGCAGGCAUUUUGAAACAGGCAUUAGCUAUGGGAAUGAUGACAGAAUACUAUCAUUAUAUCUUUACCACUCUGGACCUCUUUGCUCUUGAUGUAGAGCCCUACCGAUACAGUGGUGUUAACAUGACAGGGUUCAGAAUAUUAAAUACAGAAAACACACAAGUCUCCUCCAUCAUUGAAAAGUGGUCAAUGGAACGGUUGCAGGCACCACCGAAACCCGAUUCAGGUUUGCUGGAUGGAUUUAUGACGACUGAUGCUGCUCUAAUGUAUGAUGCUGUGCACGUGGUGUCUGUGGGCGUCCAACAGUUUCCCCAGAUGACAGUCAGCUCCUUACAGUGUAAUAGACACAAACCCUGGCGCUUCGGGACACGUUUUAUGAGCCUAAUUAAAGAGGCACAUUGGGAAGGUCUCACAGGCAGAAUAACUUUCAACAAAACCAAUGGCUUACGAACAGAUUUUGAUUUGGAUGUGAUCAGCCUCAAGGAAGAAGGUUUGGAAAAGAUUGGAACUUGGGAUCCAGCCAGUGGCCUGAAUAUGACAGAAAGUCAAAAGGGAAAGCCAACCAACAUCACAGAUUCCUUAUCUAAUCGUUCUUUGAUCGUUACCACCAUUUUGGAAGAACCCUACGUCCUGUUUAAGAAAUCUGACAAGCCUCUCUAUGGGAAUGAUCGAUUUGAGGGCUACUGCAUUGACCUCCUCAGAGAGUUAUCUACAAUCCUUGGCUUUACAUAUGAAAUUAGACUUGUGGAGGAUGGAAAAUAUGGAGCUCAGGAUGAUGCCAAUGGACAGUGGAAUGGAAUGGUCCGUGAACUGAUUGAUCAUAAAGCUGACCUUGCAGUUGCCCCACUGGCUAUUACCUACGUUCGAGAGAAGGUCAUCGACUUUUCCAAGCCCUUUAUGACACUUGGAAUAAGUAUUUUGUACCGCAAGCCCAAUGGUACAAACCCAGGCGUCUUCUCCUUCCUGAAUCCUCUCUCCCCUGAUAUCUGGAUGUAUAUUCUGCUGGCUUACUUGGGUGUCAGUUGUGUGCUCUUUGUCAUAGCCAGGUUUAGUCCCUAUGAGUGGUAUAACCCACACCCUUGCAAUCCUGACUCAGACGUGGUGGAAAAUAAUUUUACCUUGCUAAAUAGUUUCUGGUUUGGAGUUGGAGCUCUCAUGCAGCAAGGUUCUGAGCUCAUGCCCAAAGCGCUCUCCACCAGGAUAGUGGGAGGCAUUUGGUGGUUUUUCACACUUAUCAUCAUUUCUUCGUAUACUGCUAACUUAGCCGCCUUUCUGACAGUGGAACGCAUGGAAUCCCCUAUUGACUCUGCUGAUGAUUUAGCUAAACAAACCAAGAUAGAAUACGGUACAGUGGAGGACGGCGCAACCAUGACUUUCUUCAAGAAAUCAAAAAUAUCUACGUAUGACAAAAUGUGGGCCUUUAUGAGUAGCAGGAGGCAGUCAGUACUCGUCAAAAAUAAUGAAGAAGGAAUCCAGAGAGUCCUCACCUCUGAUUAUGCUUUCCUAAUGGAGUCAACAACCAUUGAGUUUGUUACCCAGCGGAAUUGUAACCUGACACAGAUUGGCGGCCUUAUAGACUCCAAAGGUUAUGGCGUUGGCACCCCCAUGGGUUCUCCAUAUAGAGACAAAAUCACCAUAGCAAUUCUUCAGCUACAAGAGGAAGGCAAGCUGCACAUGAUGAAGGAGAAAUGGUGGAGGGGCAAUGGCUGCCCGGAGGAGGAGAGCAAAGAGGCCAGUGCCCUGGGGGUUCAAAAUAUUGGUGGCAUCUUCAUUGUUCUGGCAGCCGGCUUGGUGCUCUCAGUUUUUGUGGCAGUGGGCGAGUUUUUAUACAAAUCCAAAAAAAACGCUCAAUUGGAAAAGAGGUCCUUCUGUAGCGCCAUGGUGGAAGAACUGAGGAUGUCCCUGAAAUGCCAGCGUCGGUUAAAACACAAGCCACAGGCCCCGGUUAUUGUGAAAACAGAAGAGGUCAUCAACAUGCACACAUUUAACGACAGAAGGUUGCCAGGUAAAGAAACCAUGGCAUGAAGCUGGGAGGC